Molecule: messenger RNA, 1084 nt
Organism: Sipha flava (yellow sugarcane aphid)
Lineage: Eukaryota; Metazoa; Arthropoda; Insecta; Hemiptera; Aphididae
Product: general transcription factor II-I repeat domain-containing protein 2B-like
Source: RefSeq, a predicted model, not a curated record
GGACAAGCUGGGAUAUUUGAUUCGAUUUUAAUUAUCUUCAUGUCUCUUAUAAUUAUAGUAAUCACUACCUUUUCAUUGUCAGCAAUCAGCACAAAUGGACGCGUUAAAGGAGUGUGUGUAUCAAAUUAGCACUAGGACCAUUCCACACAGCAAUGUUAUCGGGUUUUCCUGUGAUGACCGGAUGCGUCUUACCCGAACCCGCAUUUGUCGCGAUGUUAAUCGAAUGGCUCUCAGCAAACCAAUUACGUCGAAAUUGAAAGAACGUUCUCGGACAUUUCACGAAGAAUGGGAGAUGCAAUAUUGCUUUACUGAAAGCAAAGCAUUGAAGCCCAUAUGUCUUAUUUGCUCCACUACGAUUACAGUCACCAAAAAAUAUAAUUUAGAACGGCAUUUUAAACAAAAUCAUUCAAGUAUUAAUAAAAACUACCCGGAAGGAAGUUCUCUAAGAGCUGAGUUUAUAAAGAAGAAAAAAAAAGAAAUAUUUGGUCAGCAGAAUCUGUUUGUAAAAAAAUUUGAUGAACUCGAAUCUAUGGUAAAAACAUCAUAUGAGAUAUCUUUACUUUUAGCCAAAAAUAAAAAGCCUUUUUCUGAUGGGGAAAUUAUUAAAGAGGCUUUAUCAAUUUUUUCUAAUAACUGUAAUGAUAAAAAUAUAAAAACUAAAGCAGACGGUAUUUCACUUUCGAGAAAUACUGUAACAAGACGAGUAGAGGAGAUGUCAAACGAUAUUAGCAACCAAAUAACACAAACCGUAACGAAAUAUUUAUUAGAGCUCAGCCAGUUGGAAACUACAAGUACCGGAAGAGACAUAUUUAUGAAAAUCAAGGAAUGUGUCGACAGAAAAGGUAUAGCGUGGGAAAAAAUUAAUUCUGUUUGUACUGAUGGAGCACCCGCUAUGAGGGGAAAAAUAAAUGGUUGUGUGGCCUUGUUAAAACAGUUCUUAGGCCGGGAAUUAUUUUCAUAUCAUUGUAUCAUCCAUCAGGAAGCUUUAUGUGCCAAAGAUAUGAAGUUUAAUGAUGUUAUUGAUCCUGUAGUACGCUGUAUUAAUUAUAUCCGAGCCAAAGCUCUUCAUCGAAGACAAUUCAGG